GGAAGAAGAGGAUUUCAGGGUGACUAUGAGGACUUGGACAGAAGAUUAGGCCACUGAAUAUCUCAUUCCAUCUCACAAAUGGAGAAGUCACAGUCUCUUGCAGGACAGAGGAAAAACAAACACACGCGGUCUGAUGAUUCGACAAAAACACAGGCAGGACAUUAUGGCAUCAGUUAUGCAGGAGAGUUUGACCUGUCAGAGGAAAAAUGUGAUGAUCCAUCUAAGUGGCUGUGGCAUUCAGCUGGUGUCUAAAAAGGGCCAUCUCUCACGCACACCUGCCCUCCAUCUGUUAUCAACACAUGCUGAGGAUUCUAUUCGCUUGACGCUCUCCUCUUCCUCCUCCUCCUCCUCUUCCUCCUCCUCCUCCUUCUCCUCUUCCUCCUCCAUGCAGGAUCAGGGUCGAUCUCCUGCUCAGGCCUCCGAGCGAGAAUCUGAGAAUCUCCCCCCGAGACGCCCUCUGAAACUCACUCCGCUAGAGCUCCCCUUAGAGGUGCAGCAGCAGAAGCUCAAAAUUGCUCAGGAAGCCAAAGAGACGUAUCUGAGAAAGGCCAAAGUUUGUUGGCGGGACGGCCCGGACAAGUCGCCAGAAUGCCCCCCGCUGAGUACCAUUACAGAGCCACACAAACCACUGCUACCUGUCAAUCAAGUCAAACUUGGUUCUGAUAGGCCAGCAGGGAAGGAGGCGGGGCAAACAGAAGGUGAUUCGACCGUCCGCUCAACACGUGCUCCCGAGAAAGUCUGCCAAUCAGAGAAUGGCAACAGCCAAUCAGCCGCUCCCGCUAAGAACCAGGAUGCAGUCAAGAGGCGUCUAAGACUGCGAAGAACCCAGAGACUAGAGGAGGAUCAAAGCAAAUCCAGCUCAUCAACAGGUGGAUUAUCUGCUAAUGAGAGCAAACUGGCCCCAGCCGGCCCUGCCAAGGGUCAGGGCGCUGCUGAGAAGGCCCUCCGAGACGCCAGCCGUGUGCUGGAAAAGGCAUCGUGGAGGAACCUGCGGGACCCUGGGACCGAGGCAGUGGGUAAAGUCGGGAGAAGGAUGGCUGUUAAUGACAUUCAGGAAGCCGUACUCUGACUCUUUGACCUGAAGAGGAAGUGCAGCACGUGGUGUUGGGGUUAGAGACUUGAACAUGGCAAUAGAUUCAUGUUUACAGAGGAUUUAGCCUCUUGGGUUUAGAUUGGAAAACAGCUCCGAUGAAGCCUGCAGUAAUGUCGAAAACAGCACAACAUUCCUGAUCCAAAUAUUGGUAUAUAAGGGAUUAUACUUUUUAUGAUCAUAAAAUAAACCCAGGCAGGGGGAUCAGGACAUUUACAAGAAAAUUGUUACACUACUAACUAAAUGAACAAAACCUGUCUUCUUUUAAACUAAAGAAAACAUCCAAAAUACACAAUUAAGUGUUUAUUUUAUUUAUUCAGUUUAUUUUUGACUCUAGAUUUCAAUUACAGUGCAUCUCUUUAGGGCUGUUUUUAAAAAAAAAACAUUCUAAUGCACUGAGCCAAAAUGUUCAGAUUUUGGUUAUGGGAAUGUAUGCAUAUUACUGCAUUUUUAAUUAAAUAAUGCCCCAUUUACGUAUUUAAACACAUAAUUUCAGAAAAGUUGUUGUAAUUUCUUUAAGUACUGUGAUUAAUUAACUGGGGAAAGGUGAUUAUAUCUGUUUGUUACCUUAUUCACCUGUGGUAUCUUGCCUUAAAAUAUUAUUUAGGUUUAAAUGAUUUUAUCAAGAAGAAAGAUGGAGUAGAGCAAAUCGGUCAAUUGUGAAGUUUUUAAUCAUUAUACACAAUUAUUUCCAGUGAAACAGAUUAUAAAAUGUAGUUUUUGCUACAAUGCUACAAUAAUUGAAAUGUUUUUGUUGUUGCAAACUAGAUAAAAAUAGAAUGUCCACUUUGACAGUCUAAGCACAGAAUUUGUCAAUACUGUUCAC
This is a messenger RNA of Onychostoma macrolepis, 1916 nucleotides long. RefSeq lists its product as uncharacterized. The transcript is spliced from 3 exons. NCBI's taxonomy places the organism in Eukaryota, Metazoa, Chordata, Actinopteri, Cypriniformes, Cyprinidae. Bases 134 to 1069 code for a protein of 311 amino acids. The record is from RefSeq and is a predicted model, not a curated record.